GAGAGAGAGAGAGAGAGAGGGAAAGGGAGAGAGAGUGGAAGAGACAGAGGGAGAGAGAGAAGGAGUGAGAGAAGAUGGAUACAAGGCAGCCAUCCAAGCUACAAUCUGAGCUACAGAUCAAGAGAAAAGAAAGGAUAUUUUUGUUUCAACUUGUGUAAAUGAGGGCUGAAGACCAAUUCCUAAAUCAUUUACAAACUCUCUACCUACACCAAAUCUAGAAAUCUUAGGAGUAGUGGUUAAAACUCUUAGCUUUUAAGCUCAAAAUCAUUGUCUGAGGAUGGAUUUGUGCCAGAUGAGAAAAAUGUCACAGAGAAAAUUCUUUAAAAUGAGAAGAGAUGCCUGACAACGGAGCAGUCCACGAAAAAAGACCAGAAAAAGGAGGGAUGAAGUAAUGGGUGUGAAUGGUCUCGUCACUAUGAAGCUGAUAAUCCUCUGCUGGUCAGUGAUGCUCUCCCAGGCCCAGCCUCCAGCUUCUCUCUCCCUUCCAGCCCAAAUCACAGUCUCCCCGCCAUGGCAUUCUUUCCCUUUAUCUCAGGCUGACCUGGGCCUCCUCUUCACCAACUCCAGCCCAUUCUCCUUCACACAGUCCCUCCUGCUAAUGCCUCCGCUAGCAGCUGCCUCCAAGCCAGGCCUUCGCGCAGCGUUCGGGCCCUACUCUGUCACUCAGCUUGUUUCUGAACCCAUCGCUCCUCUGACAGCUCCUCUUGUUGCGUAUCUCCUCUCCAAAACGGUUGUGUGUGAGCAUGAGGCUGAUCGAGGAGAGAGGCUAAAGGUCAGAGUGCUGUUCCACAUGAGGGGUGAUGCUAACAGAGGAACAUGUGUGACUCUUCAUGCCUUCAAACAGACAGAGGAGCAGAAAGCCUCAUGCAUCACUCAGCCCCCUCUAGGACUGUGUGUGGUCACAAUGACCUUUCCCAAGGACUGGUUUGAGCCUGACCAGACAAUUCACCAACACCGGAGUAGCCAAACCUUCAGACAACGGCACCCACACAGAGUACGAGCUCAUAACCACAGCCGGCGACAGCAGAACUUCUCAGCAGCCCUCAGGGCCAAACCUGGGGUCCUCACUCAAACGAUACAGCUCUACUACUCAUCAUUCGGCACUGUGACCAACCUUAAGUUAACGCCCCCUAGAUGUGUGGAGGAUAAAGUGCAGCAGUCGCAGAGAAAACUGUUCUACAUCAGUCCUGUGACUCUUGAGGACAAAGCAGCCAAAGGUAACAAGACAAAACAGGGCAUUUCCUGCCUAGACAACUUUGAAGAGGAGGAGCUGUGGCUGAAUUCAGAUGUGCUGAUUCGCUAUUAUAAGGGACCUGUGCGAGCUGGACGACCGGUUGGAAUAUCGAUAAAUCUAAGGUCCAACUUUAGCAGUGAAUCUGUCAUUGUGAGAUUUAAAGUAAAGAAAGGAUUACUCUCACUGCAAGCUCAACCUUCCAUAACCUUUGACCUGUGGACUGUCAAAGUGGAAAGGACAUCAGGUUCUAAGCAUGAAACCAUUUCUAUAAUCUCUCGUAGAAAUGGAGCUGCUCAGGACACACAAGGCACUGUGGCUCUGAGGCAGGUGGCCUGUCUCUCAGUGGAAGGUUUACGCAGAAGCUUUGGAGUCGCCAUGACUGUUGCAGUUAGCUGGUGGGUGGAGUACUCCUUACACACUAGCUUGGGGUCACCACCUGGGGCAGUGAUGAGUUUCCUGUCUUUUACAGACAGAGAGAUAGUGGGCAUCGCCCCCAUCACGGAGAGCAACACGAUAAUCAAUACGGCCAUCUUGACGAGCCAACCAGUUUCCCUCCCUGUCAUUGUACUGGGUGUGGGGCAUGAUGGGAAAGUAUCAGAUAUUACUGCAGCAGUAAUGUGUCGAUCAACUAAUGAAGACAUUGUUAAGGUGUCGAGUGACUGUUCCGCCCUGUUUGUAGAUGGGAGUGAGUCUGGGAUGGGCAGUACCUGUGUGGAGGUGGAGUUUUCUCUGGGUACUCUCAAGGGCUCCUUAUGCAUGGCUGUGUGGGCUCCUGUGGUUCCUCUCCGGAUCUCUCUCUCUGACUCUGUCCUGAGUCCCAUCAGAGGCUGGAGCUACCAUACAGAGAGCGGAUGCAGUCCAGUCUAUCAGCGCUCCACCAUUCAGAUCCUUGCACAAUUUAGUGCUCGACCAGUGGGUCCAGGGGGUCAGCCAACCUACAUGCUUGGAUCACCUGAUUGGUUUGUAGACGUAACAAACUUGGUUCGUAAUUGGCUGAGGAUAGACAACCCACGUGUCGCAGCUCUUGAUAAGCAAAACAAUCUAAUCGGAUUGGAGCCUGGCUUAACUUCACUACAUGUGAUAUCAAGUCAGUGGGAUGGUGUGCUCGGCAGUGUUGAUGUCUUUGUGACAUCUGAACCGGUGACCCCUGGUGACCUCUCUGUGCAGUUAGUUGGUGGGCUUGGUCUGACAAUUAAUCCAAAUCCCUCUCACCCUUCUGUUAUCACAGCAACAGUGACGUCACACAACACACUCUAUAACCAUGGGCAGGAAGCAUCUCUUAGUGUUUGGCUACAGUUUGCUGAUGACACGGCCAUAAUGGUUUCUGCAUUCAGCGGCAUCCCGUUCUCUCUGCGUCUGUCCUCGCUGGCUGAAUCUGUGGUUGUUGUAACGCCUGCUCCAUCACAACGCGUCCUAGCACAAGGAGAUGGUGGGGGACCUCUAGUGAAAGCAGAGCUUCUGGUUUCAACGUGUGAGCUCCAGUCUAACCGCAUUGAGAUGGAUGAGGUCAAAGAGGGAGGUGGGACUCAGAGACUGGCUAAAGGCUCUGGAUGGAUAAGAGUGAACUUGGAUGCCGAUAUCUGGCCUCUAGGUGCCGAUGUUGAUGACUUUGAGAUGAUCGAUGUGUCUGACAUGCUUGUAGAGUCAGGUAAGGAAGUGUAUGGUAAUUCUGAGGAGGAGCAAAAAACACUGAACUCCACUCAGGACUAUGAGGACAGUGUUGGGAAUGGUAUGAUCUCCAGGAAUGACUUGGAGAGAGCAGUAUUGACACCCAACCACGAGGAAAGUGCAGUAUAUUUUUCUCCUGGUGUAGAGAAGGAAAGUACGCAAGGGAAAACCUCCAGUCGAGAGUUUGAGGUAGGAGUUGGAGCUGUUCUUUCUCUCCUCUGUCUCUCCUCCCUUCUGUUCCUCGCCAACUGCCUGCCAUGUGCACUGCGGGAACAUAAGAGACAAACGGAACAGGAGAUAGAUGAAGAGGAUGGCUGUCCUGAGCAACAUGAGGAGCAAGAAAAGAAUUUACACAAAAGACAGGAGGUGAUAAUGUGUGAUGAUGAGAGUGGAGAGAUAAACUUUGUCAAAUCACAGGUUUGACCACAUUUAAAACUUUGAACAUACUCAGAAAUACAUAAUCUAACCCCUUGCUAAAUUCCUUUUCAUACAUUUAACCCCGUCCCACAGAGUGUUUUUGUCAUCUGCCUCAGAGAAGAAUACAAUAAAGUAGAAUACAAUGAAAUAUUAUCUUAUUAUAAUAUUAUAUUAUCUGUUAUUUACACUUUAAUCCCCCUUAACAGGGCUGGAUCAUAUAAGGGCAACAAGUUUAGGUGAUACAAACCCAUUUUUAUCUGAAUAAAAUAAGUUCUGAAAACUUUAAAGGGAUUCAGAUACUUCUUAAGGACACUUGGGAAGCUGCCUGUCCACUCUCUACUCCAUGAAAUUUCAAUUUUAGGAAUAAACUCAAAUUCUGCAUGUUUGAAAAUACCAUAGACAAACUUGAAAUUUGAGUCUGGAAGGUUUGUUGGAUGUAACUGCUCAUAAAAAAUAUUCUCAAAAACAUAGAAUUUCACAAACACAAUGUAUUUACAUCCUAAUAUUUGUAUUAGGAUAUAAAGGCUUUGUGACAUAAGACAUUUUUAAAUAUCAUUGUAAAUAAAGUGUUUUAUAUGUUUGGUCUUAAAUAGUU
Messenger RNA from Astyanax mexicanus (Mexican tetra), 3914 nucleotides. It is a transcript of the gene tmem132a, whose product is annotated as transmembrane protein 132A. The record is from RefSeq and is a predicted model, not a curated record. The transcript is spliced from 12 exons. Bases 392 to 3325 code for a protein of 977 amino acids. NCBI's taxonomy places the organism in Eukaryota, Metazoa, Chordata, Actinopteri, Characiformes, Acestrorhamphidae.